UGAGUGGAGAGAGUGAGUAAGAAGGGGGAGGGGAGUGACAUCUGAGUGAAAGAGAGGAAAACAGUGGACCAGGAGAGGACAGAGGGACACACUUUUGAGAUCUGACAUUCCCUUGAGCUUCGUAAACCACCGCAAGGACCAGCUACAAUGGUGCUCUUGUUGAUGAUGGUGACAGUGCUUCAUUUGGUAACCCUGGCCAUUCUGUUUAUAGCCACUAUGGAGAAGUCGUGGUGGACGCUGGACAAUGUGGAGAAUGUGGAUCUCUGGCAUAAGUGCAUGUAUGACAACAACACAGAGACAUGGUUAUGUGCCUCCGUAAAUGAGAACGAAUGGCUGCAAUCAGUGCAGGCGCUCAUGGUCCUCUCAGUGGUCUUCUCCUCCAUGUCCUUCCUGGUGUUCCUGGGCCAGCUCUUCACCAUGUCCAGAGGAGGACUCUUCUACUUCACCGGCUUUUGCCAGAUUUUAGCAGGUUUGGCAGCGUUUGCGGCCGUCCUGAUUUACACUUUCCAGCGGGAGCUGAUCCUGCAGUUUUCGAAGGAGCUGUCCAAGGGCCGUUUUGGGUACUGCUUCAUCCUGGCCUGGGUGUGUGUCCCCCUGCUCAUCUGCAGCGGGGUGCUGUAUGUGCACCUGCGCAAGACAGACAAAUCUUAAGCUUGGUCAAAGACUGUGCAUUACUUACUGCAUUCAUUUAGUUUAAGAGUACAUGUCUGUCAUGCUUUAAUCCUUAUAGGUGGAGUUUGAGUUGCGUGUGUGUGCGUGUGUGCGUGUGUGUGUGUGUGUGUGUGUGUGUGUGUGUGUGUGUUUGUGUGUGUGUGUUUGUGUUGGGGGGGUGCAACACUUUAUUUUACCUGCAUACUUAGAGACACGUACUGACCAGAGAUGAGGACUUUAGUUGCACUUGUCAGCGCUGAAGUGAUUUCAACUGAUUCAUUGCUCAAAUUGGAAUAGCCAAUGACUGACGUCCAAGUCAAGUCUCACCAAUAAUUUACUCGCAACUCCACACAGACUCAACAGUGACUUGCAACUCCAUUUGGACCAGCCAGUUAUUGAGUUGCAACUUCACUCAGACUAGCAAACACUUGAACUGAAGUUAUUGUCACUGAACUCGACUCAGACUUUUUUUAACGUUACUCCUUGACUGACUUUUAACUCAAUUGGACUAACCUUUGCAACUUCACUUGGACUAACCAUUUACUGACUUUCAACUUAACUCAAACUAGUCCUUGACUGACUCUCAACUCUACACAGACUAUUAUUGACUAUUUAAACCAGACAGUUACUGACUUGCAACUUGUUUCGCACUAACCCUUGACUGACUCGCAACUUGACCCAGACUAGCCUGUGACAAACUCGCAACUUGAUUUGGAAAAUCCAUUGCCUGGCCAUAAAACAACUCGGGCCAUAAAACAAGGUUGUACCCUGUCUAAUGUGCAUCAUGGAUAAAUAACAUACCAGCUUUCUCUUCAUUUCUAAUAACAAUUUGAUACGUAACUAAAGUUCAUGGCUUAAAACUCAAGACUUGAUUCUGACUCAUAGCUCAGAGACUCAGGCCUUGACUCAGACUUGCGUAAAGUGCCUUGGAAGCAUCUCUGGUACUGACUCUCAGUCUACUGACAUGAACGUACAGUAAAGAUUUUAAGGGGUUAAAGACCAGUUCUACAACAAAUAACUACUGCCACGUUAUAAAAAGGCGAACAUAAAGCAGUAGAAGCAUUUUUAAUCAUACUGUAUUAUACAAACAUUCAUAUGCAAAAGUUUUGACACAUUGGUCAAAUGACACGUUUUGUUGAUUUCUGUUGAAAAUAUUUGGACAAAUUCUUUACAGAGAACACACAAAUGCACAUUUUAGCAUAUUGACAAAAACAUACAAAACAAUUUUACAUUUCAUUUUGUUCCAAUAUGUUAAACUCACACAACUAGCCACACAACCUCUGUGUAGACAAUCAACACAAUGUGACUUGACCGGGUGUUUUCAAGCUUUUGCAUAUGACUCCAUCUCCAGAAUAGUAGCUUUACAGGGGAAGGCAAAAACAUUCUUAACUUUUAAUGCAAGUUAAUGUAAAGAGAAUUUAUUCCAAGUCAUUUCGGAGCAUUGAUCAAUCACCAUGUGAAGGACAGCUGCUGUGUUGGUAUUACUUUCCAUUUCAAUUCUUUUUAAUUUAAAGCAUUAACAUUAACCUGAUAAAGCGAUUUAAGCUCCAAUGCACCCCACCACCCCCCUACUUUGCACUUUUCUGGGUAUCCCUGCUUCUGCUGUAUUCACCCUGUAUUCUGUGUUCCAUGCUAAACUCUGGACUUUCACGUGGUGUGCUGCUACAGAACGUACACAGAUGUUACUUUAGCAGAGUAACUGAAUUUUCAGCAUAUUGUUUGUCAGUAUUAUGCUAUGUGACCUGUUAUGUCAUUUCCAGCUCUGUUAAAUCAGUACAUCAUUUUGAGAUGACUGACAUAUGGAGAACAAAGUGAUUUCUUAUGGUCUAUAUAAACAAUGCUAAAGAAGAGCAUCGCCUAUGUAUGUUAAAGCUUUACUGCAUAUUUCCUUUAUUUGAGUGUAUUAAAAUGUAAAUAUAUAGUAGUAGUAUAGUAGUAGUAGUAGUAGUAGUAGUAGUAGUAGUAGUAGUAUAGUAGUAGUAGUAUAGUGCAGUGGCUAACACCUCUGCCUUCUAUGCUAUAGACUGGGGUACAGUCUCCCAACUAAACUAUAUCAAUAAGAAUCCUUGGGCAAGACUUCCUACACUACAUUCGCCCACCUGUGUUAAAAAGGAUCAAAUUGUAAGUUGCUCUGGAUAAGAGUGUCUGCCAAAUGUCAUAAAUGUAAAAUGUACAUGAAAUAAAGGUUCUGUGCAGGUACAGUUUUUGUUCAACAAGGUACAAACAAUGUAAACGUACCCUCAAAGGUACAAUAGUGGUUUUAAGGUCCAGUUAUGAACCUUAACUAAGCUCUUCCCAGCUGAAAGGUGCAGAGCAAAUGACAAUAUAUGUUGUUCUUAUGAUAAAUUAUGUCAUGAUACAAGGCAGUAUGCCUUUCUGAUCAUAUCAUGUACAUCAUCAUUACUUUCAGUACGCAAACCAAUUGCCUGUUUCAUUAUAAAGGAAGCAAAAUUUG
Messenger RNA from Pygocentrus nattereri (red-bellied piranha), 3106 nucleotides. It is a transcript of the gene emp3a, whose product is annotated as epithelial membrane protein 3. The record is from RefSeq and is a predicted model, not a curated record. The transcript has 5 exons. Gene Ontology annotation, cellular component: plasma membrane. NCBI's taxonomy places the organism in Eukaryota, Metazoa, Chordata, Actinopteri, Characiformes, Serrasalmidae. The coding region runs from base 148 to 651 and encodes 167 amino acids.